Drosophila takahashii is the source of this 1458-nucleotide messenger RNA. It is a transcript of the gene Cyp316a1, whose product is annotated as Cytochrome P450 316a1. NCBI's taxonomy places the organism in Eukaryota, Metazoa, Arthropoda, Insecta, Diptera, Drosophilidae. Gene Ontology annotation, molecular function: oxidoreductase activity, acting on paired donors, with incorporation or reduction of molecular oxygen; iron ion binding; monooxygenase activity. The record is from RefSeq and is a predicted model, not a curated record.
AUGAUCUUGACCACCACAUUCGUGUGCUUCUGCCUGGCCUCGGCCUUCAAUUAUUUCAGGACCCGUAGGCAGAGGUCGCUGAUCAAGAAUCUCAAAGGACCCUUCACCUGGCCGCUGAUGGGGGCAAUGCACAAGCUGUUGUUCCUGAAGCCAAAAAAUUUCUUUAAGCGCAGCACCGAAUAUUUGGCUAAAUAUGGUUCCUUCAGCCGUUGUUGGGUCUUCCAUCGCCUGUUUAUUGCACUGGCUGAUCUGGAGCUCAGCAGACAGCUUCUGGAAAGCGAAUCGCAUCUGGAAACGGGCUACGAACUGAUGAAGGAUUGGCUGGGAGGAGGUGUUCUUAUGUGUCAGCCGGAUCAGUGGCAAAGGCGACAUUGUCUAAUCAGUGGGCUCUUUGACAAGGGAAACUCCGAACAGCUGAUGAAAUUAUGUCGCCAGCAAACGGAGAAACUGCAACAAAAGUUGGUGGAACGAGCGGAUCAAAAAGUGUUUGAUGUCUGGGAAAUAAUAUCUCGCAAUGUGUUGGAGUUAAUAGUUACGACCACUUGUGGUGCAAAACCCACGGAGGAAUAUUCCAAGAACCUCGGAGAAUUGUCGGAGCUUUAUAGAAAACGUUUUCUCAGCCUGCAGUCUGCCAACAGAUUCAACUAUUGGCUCAGUUCUCCUUUUAUGAGAAGACAUCAGAACCGUUUGAUAAAAAGACUGAACGAGGAACACAAGGAUCUCAUAGCCAGUCACCAAAAGCAAGAGAACUUAAAGAUGGGUGAUGGUUUUCCUGGCAUGGAUCAUAUAAAAGCACUACCUCUGAAGUAUCAUGAAUCCCUGUUGCAAAUUCUUCUGGAAAGCAAAGAUCCAAGUCUUACAGUUGAAGAAAUCUACGGGGAGCUGAAUACGUGUAAUUACUUGGGUUACCUCCUCUGUAGUUCAGCACUCUGCUUCACCCUCGUCACUAUUGCAAGAAAUCCAUCGGUGCAACAAAGGUGUUUGGAAGAAUUAAAGCUAGCUCAGAUCAAGGAUCAAGGAUGGAACUUGGAAAAACUUCCUUAUCUAGAAGCUGUCCUGCAGGAAACCAUGAGACUUUACCCGCCACAAGUCAUUGUUGGCCGGCAGCUCAAGAACGAUUUUCCCUACACACACAGUAUUGUAGGAGAUGGAGUUUUACCCUUCGGCUCAGAGAUCUAUAUAAAUCUCCACGAACUGCAGCGAAAUGAAAAUCGUUAUCCGAAAGCUAAUCACUUUAAAGCGGAUCGAUUUUUAGACUCUCCUCCGGAACUCCUGAGUUUUAGUCUUGGGCCGCGUUGCUGUCCAGCUAGAAAAUUUAGUAUAAACCUACUUAAAACCUUUCUGGCCCCUAUUUUAACCGACUUCGAACUAUUACCCUAUGGCGAUGAGCUGCGCUUGGACUUGCGACUAAUUUUGGGAUCAUCCAAUGGAUUUCAGUUGGCUUUGAAGCCGCGGUAA